AUGUCUCUCGUGUAAGCACAUGUGCUAGUAUUUGAUGACAACAUGAUACUUUGGUCUCAAGGUACUGAUGUCCAGAGUGAUUCUGAAGGAGUGAGUAAAAGUGAGUAAAAGCUAGAAAGAAAGAAACAGGUUGACAAAAAGUAAACACGGGAGAUGAUGUUUAGGGAGAAAUCUGACAUAGUAAAGGACUGUGGGAGUUAAAGAGCAUUACAGAGAAUUGCUACCACAGGGGUGGUUCCUGUGAGGAAACACCAGACAACUAUGGAUGACAAGGUGAAGGAAGUUGGUGGCUCAGUGAGGAAAAAGGCCAAGAUUCUUUGUUCUGCCUCAAAGAAAGACUUCAUUGAUAUGCUGAGGAGGGAAGAGGGAGGUGUCUGAGUAACUGGCAAGACUGAAGAGGAGGUCUGUAACACUACAGUAGAGAAGCCUGCCUGAAGGGUCCUAAGAGAUGACUUUAUGAUGGAAGCCAAUGACAAAAACACUGACCAAGAUGAGCCACAGGAGGCGGGCAGUGGAGACAACUGUUUAGAUCUUACAUAA
Archocentrus centrarchus (flier cichlid) is the source of this 540-nucleotide messenger RNA. RefSeq names its product ribosomal RNA processing 15 homolog (gene rrp15). The record is from RefSeq and is a predicted model, not a curated record. Gene Ontology annotation, cellular component: preribosome, large subunit precursor. Gene Ontology annotation, biological process: maturation of 5.8S rRNA; maturation of LSU-rRNA. Lineage: Eukaryota; Metazoa; Chordata; Actinopteri; Cichliformes; Cichlidae.